This is a messenger RNA of Cannabis sativa, 537 nucleotides long. RefSeq lists its product as uncharacterized. Gene Ontology annotation, biological process: proteolysis. The transcript has 3 exons. Lineage: Eukaryota; Viridiplantae; Streptophyta; Magnoliopsida; Rosales; Cannabaceae. Bases 1 to 537 code for a protein of 178 amino acids. The record is from RefSeq and is a predicted model, not a curated record. Gene Ontology annotation, molecular function: cysteine-type peptidase activity.
AUGGGUGGGUUGAAUCGAGUCUAUGAAUUUUUGAAUCCGGGUGCGAUUUCCACCGAUGCAGGGGAUAAGAGUAAUCGUUGCCAAGCACUAGUCGCUCGAAUGACUAGGAUGACUAAUUCAGAGAAAUGGCUUAUUGCCCCAUAUAAUAAUAGGAAGAUGUUUCACUGGAUGCUUGUAGUCAUCCAGCCAAGUACGCAGACGGUGGCGUACUUGGAUUCAGGCAACGACGACAUCCCGGAUGAUUUGAACUUUAUUAUAUCCACAUCGUUCACAAUGUAUAACCGAAUGGUACGACGACCUGAUCGACCUACCCAGUGGAUGACUCUAUUUGUCCUCGACAACUUAGAUGACAAACAGUGUGGAUACUACGUCAUGAAAUUCAUUGAAAGUUUCAUGGUCGUAGAAGAUCCAAUACAAUUGUUGACCCGACAAGAUAGGUUCUCCACUCCGUACACUAAUGAUGAGAUAAAUAUUAUGCGUGAUCGGUGGAUUCAUUAUGUGAAAGCGGAAGCGGAGCGACAACAGUUACCGUGUUAG